AUGGGAGAGCAAAACAACAAAGAACUACUCGUAGGUGGACUGGCAAGGGCUUUGAAAGAACAACGACACGUCGAUGUACGCCUAAAGCCAGGGGACAGUAAUGAGAAGGGCGAAUCUAUAUCUGUCCACAUGCUUUCUGCAAGAUCUGAGGUGUUUAGUAAGAUACUUGAAUGCAAGAUCAAGGCUGCGACUAAGCUAGAGACAAUCACUCUCUCGGAGCUGAAACACGAAGAUAUACACUAUAUGAGGACCCGCCAGAUAUGCGGGUUUAAGGUUUUAUAA
This is a messenger RNA of Camelina sativa (false flax), 282 nucleotides long. NCBI's taxonomy places the organism in Eukaryota, Viridiplantae, Streptophyta, Magnoliopsida, Brassicales, Brassicaceae. The record is from RefSeq and is a predicted model, not a curated record.